This is a messenger RNA of Conger conger (European conger), 1834 nucleotides long. Its product is annotated as calcium release-activated calcium channel protein 1-like. Gene Ontology annotation, biological process: store-operated calcium entry. Gene Ontology annotation, molecular function: store-operated calcium channel activity. Gene Ontology annotation, cellular component: membrane. The record is from RefSeq and is a predicted model, not a curated record. NCBI's taxonomy places the organism in Eukaryota, Metazoa, Chordata, Actinopteri, Anguilliformes, Congridae. Bases 235 to 912 code for a protein of 225 amino acids. The transcript is spliced from 2 exons.
UAGUUUCCUGAGAAAGCAGGGAACUGUGCUCGAUGUUAAACUGUCGACGUUUAUUUUUUUUCUUUUGUUACACUUCUCUUUGAAGCAGGGAAUUAGUUAACGACCUCGGUCUCAUGAGUCCAGACCACUUGCCAUUCUUUAGCACCGCUUCCAAACGGAACUUGUUCUCGCAAUACAAACCGGACGGUUUGCAAUCAACAAAGUUGCCAGCUAGUUCCACUGUACUUCAGCGUAAUGAGUCUAAACGAGCAUUCGAUGCAGGCCCUGUCGUGGAGAAAGCUGUAUUUGAGCAGAGCUAAGUUGAAGGCUUCCAGUCGGACCUCAGCUCUUCUCUCGGGCUUCGCCAUGGUGGCGAUGGUUGAGGUGCAGCUGGAACCUGACCAUGUGUAUCCUCCAGGCCUCCUGAUUGCCUUCAGCGCCUGCACCACCAUCCUGGUGGCUGUGCACCUUUUCGCCCUGAUGAUCAGCACCUGCAUCCUGCCCAACAUCGAGGCCGUCAGCAACGUGCACAACCUGAACUCGGUGAAGGAGUCUCCACACGAGCGCAUGCACCGCCACAUCGAGCUGGCCUGGGCCUUCUCCACCGUGAUCGGCACGCUGCUCUUCCUGGCCGAGGUGGUGCUGCUCUGCUGGGUGAAGUUCCUGCCGCUCCAGCUGCCCAGCAAGAACAAUGGCACCAGCACCAUCAGCGCCGGGCAGGCAGCUGCCAUCGCCUCCACCUCCAUCAUGGUGCCCUUCGCCCUGGUCUUCAUCGUUUUCGCCGUGCACUUUUACCGCUCGCUCGUCAGCCAUAAAACAGACCGGCAGUUCCAGGAACUGGCAGAGCUGUCUAACAUAACCAGACUCCAGAACCAGCUGGACCACAGAGCAGAGGCUUCAGCUCUGCAGUCUCCCGCCUCUCAUUUUCCAUAAUGGUUCAUCAUCAUGGAAAAAUAAUGAAUUAGUUUGAGCCAUUUCAUUUUUUGACUACUGUAAAAAUAGUUUUGUUUUUUUUCCUCAAAGCAUGGACAUAAUAUAAAUAAAUGUUUAUUUAAAUAGAUCAUUUUUACAAAUGUACAGGUUUCUGCUGCUGUUUGGAGGACUUUUUUCUUAUUGUAUAAAUAUAUAUCUAUCAUAUAUAAAUAGUCCAGUCAAAACAAACUUAUACAAUGAAUUGUAUUUUCAAGCGCUAUCCCCUUUCGUCCGACUAUCUGAAUGUCCUCAAGCUCUAAUGCAAAAGCAACUGGUUACAUUAAGAUUCUUGCGUAUAAAUGUUUUAAAGAUAUUUAAUGUCACAAAUAUGAAGGAUUUUUUUAUUAUUUAAAGUUGUUUCCAAGUAUAGUAUUUGCUAUUUAAAUGUGAGCUUUUCCCUGUUUAAUUCAACAGUGUUCAGAAAACAUGUCAAAUAAGGUAUCAGCAUUCACUUGAUUUAAUGGUCACAUCUUGGUUGACUUAUUUUUUAAAUCCCCUAAUUACAAAUAUUGUUCAUUUUUUAGAAUUGGUGGCUAUAACUUGCUUAAUUUGAGAGUUUCUGAUUACAUGGUAGAUAAAUGUAUUCCAAUUCCUUUUAUCCAAUAGACCAAAAAUAAAGGCAAAUGAGUCCUAAGAAAUGCUUCAAAAUGUCCCACAAAGUCUUGGAGUUAGUUUACAGGUGUUCCAUGUUUAAAUUGGCACAUAUGGGAAAUUUAAGAAUAGAGGUUUUAUCAUGUUGUUCAUUUGUCACUGUUACACUGUUAUGUUAUUUGUUUGUCUUCUGGAAAAGUGAAAUAUUUACAUGCUGUGACUAUCUGCUUAUACAUGACUUCCAGUGCCAAAGAUGCCUCUUCCAACAUACCAAAAUAAAUUCUGAAACCUA